This is a messenger RNA of Aureobasidium musti, 1881 nucleotides long. The record is from the annotation of a GenBank genome assembly. NCBI's taxonomy places the organism in Eukaryota, Fungi, Ascomycota, Dothideomycetes, Dothideales, Saccotheciaceae.
CAAACUUUGACAUGUUGUCAAUACUUACGCUCGGCCUACUCGCUCGAGCAGGUCAGGCGGCGAGCGACUUUUGGGUUUCGAAAUGGAGCGAAACGCCUGGUAGGCAAGAUACCUUAUGGCAGAGAAUCACAAUCUCAUACUGACGCUUCGCAGUGGGACCCGACGCCGUGGCACGCUCUGAACAUUUCCUGGGAUAACAAUCCGCUCCAAACCUUUGCGAUGCUUCCCUCUCUUACAAAGACUUCGCUGCUGAUUGCGGCGGAUGCUUGUUCACGACAAGACUCGGCAUGCCCAAACCAGGUGGAUUCCGGAAGCUGGCCUAUGUGGACAUCAUCGGAAGCACACGCAGAAUUUCUCUACAUGGACGGCCCUCUGUUUGGCGGCGAUUCUUGGGACGACACUGUGUCGUGGCCUCUCAACCUAACGAAUGACGUUCAAUGGGUUCAUGAACGAGCUAUCGUGUGGGAUACUAACAACAAUUCGAAUUCUCUCAAUGAUCAAGCAGUCACACUGACGCACAACCUCACUGUAAACUCUCCUGGCGGUCAGCUAUAUACCAUGAAUGCUGGCUUUUUCUCUUUGUAUGGUGCUGAGACAAACCUCACAUGGCUCAAUACCACUGGAUACAACAUAACCCAGCACCUCCAGCUGGCCACUGCGAAGCAAAAUCCGAUCAUCUCAUCUCUCUCAUACGGACUCCAGAUUGGCUCUCCAAGUCUCGAUAUCGAACCGAGUCUAGUCAUGGGUGGUUAUGACAGGUCUCGUUGCUUGACCGAACCAAUCACUACCCAAAACACGACGUUCCAGCUGAUUGAUGUCUCUGUCGGAGCUAACGGCAGUGAAUGGCCGUAUACAAGCGCAUAUACAGUCGAUAGCAAUGCUUCUGCGAAUUCUCAGGGUGGACUGCUGAGUGAUGAUGGACCGCUGGAGAUCUUAGCCAAUCCAGGUGUCCCAUAUCUGCAUCUGCCACAAGCUACAUGUGAUGCAAUCGCAAAGUAUCUCCCUGUCACUUAUGACCAGAUUUUGGGACUGUAUCUCUGGAACACCGAAUCAGACGCCCGCCAUUACGAUGAGAUCACUCAAACUUUUGCGUAUCUGACGUUCACGUUCGGUGACGGAUCAACUCAGAAAGACAUCAACGUGCCAUUUUCUCUUCUCAAUCUAGAGCUUGAUACCCCUCUCACUGCUUCAAAGACACGGUACUUCCCUUGCAGACCAUUUAUCCCUCACGAAGGUCAGCCUUACCAUCUCGGUCGCGCGUUCCUACAAGCAGCACUUCUGGUACAAAACUGGGAGACAAACACAACCUGGCUUUCACAAGCACCAGGUCCUAACGCGACAUUCCCAUCGACACCCGUUACCAUAGAAGAGACCGACACCACAAUUGCUCAGAUGCCAUAUGCGCCAGCUUGGCUUACGACGUGGAAUGGCACACUCAGGGACUCUCAUUGGGUGCAGACGCACGGAUCGAAUUCCUCAGAUCCUAACACAUCACCGGAAUCUACGUCGCUAUCUGGCGGCGCAAUCGCAGGAAUCGUUAUAGGUGCAGUGGCAGGUCUUGCCAUUAUCUCUGCAGCCAUAUUCUUCUUCAUUCGUCGUCGUCGUGCAAAGGCUGGAUAUGGUGAUGUUGCCCUCAUCUCAUUCGACGAAGACAAGAAUGGUCAGCAACAGGUACCGAAGUACGAGGACAAGGNNGGAGACAUUCAGGCUUUGUCCUCACCUAGGUAUGAAGCGGAUAGUGCGCCUGUCAAUGAGUUGGCGUCGCCUGAUGCGGACAAGCCCAAGAUUGGGGAGUUGCCUUUGAAUAUGGCGAAAGUAGACCGGGCAGAAGUUGACGGUACUGGUAUUGCUGAGCUACCCGGUCAUGAUGUGCAUAGUAGA